AUAUUGUCAAUAUGUUACGACAAUCUCAAAGCAUAAAGAAAGGACAAGCGUGAAACCCACUCUGAUAAAAUCUCUUCCUUUAUCUCUCUGUUUUUGAGACUUGAGUUCUUCAGUCUCCAUUCAGAUUCAAAGAGAGAAACACAGAGAAAGGGAGAGAGUCAUAUAGAGAGAAAGAUUGAAAAAUGAAAAUGGGGUUUCGGUUUCUUUUUGUUUUCUGUUUUGUAGAAUGAACACAGAAAAUUACAAACCUCUUCUUUUCAGAAGAAGAUGGCUAUAGAAAAAAAACUAGAUUCUGAUUCUUCUUUCUUUGAUGCUCUUUACUGUGAGGAAGAAGAAAAAUGGAGUGAAGUUGAAGAAAAGGAGAGUGAAAUCAUUUUCAAUAAUCAUUUUAAUGGCAAUUUUUUUUCUGUUAUUUCGGUGCUGUUAACGGAACAAGAUCUAUUCUGGGAUGAUGAAGAACUUCAAUCUCUGUUCUGCAAAGAAAAGGAAACCUUUUCUGAAUCAAAUAAUAACGUUGAAUUCGAAUUUUCACUUUGUCUUGCUCGAAAACAGGCCGUGGAAUGGAUCUUGAAAGUGAAUGCUCAUUAUGGAUUUUCAGCACUAACUGCUAUUCUUGCAGUUAAUUAUCUUGACAGGUUUCUUUACAGGCUUCAUUUUCAGAAGGAUAAGCCAUGGAUGAUUCAACUUGCAGCUGUCACUUGUCUUUCUUUGGCUGCAAAGGUCGAAGAAACCCAUGUUCCUCUCCUCUUAGACCUUCAAGUGGAGAAUACAAAUUACGUGUUCGAGCCGAAAACAAUUCAAAGAAUGGAACUUUUGGUGCUUUCUGCACUCAAAUGGAGGAUGAAUCCAGUGACUCCUCUUUCAUUUCUUGAUCAUACAAUAAGAAGGCUUGGAUUAAAAUCCUAUAUUCACUUGGAGUUCGUAAGGAAAUGUGAAAAUCUCAUCUUCUCCAUUAUGCCUGAUUCAAGAUUCGCACGUUAUUUGCCUUCUGUUGUUGCUACUGCAACCAUGCUUCGCUUUAUACAUCAAGUUGAACCUUGCACUGCAGCCAUUGACUAUGAAAACCAGCUUCUUGGGAUUCUCAAGAUAAACAUGGAGCAAGUGAAAGAUUGCUCCGAGCUUAUUUCAGAGACAUCAAAAACUGGUCCGUUUCUUCAAAAGCGUGGAUUUUGUGAAGUUCCAAGCAGUCCAAAUGGAAUGGAUGCAUUAUCAUUCAGUUCCGAUAGCUCAAGUGAUUCGUGUGGAGUGGCAUCGUGCAUUUCUUCAUCGGCUUCUUCGUCGGCCCAUCAGCCACUGUUGAAGAAAAGAAGGGUUCAAGAACAGCAAAUGAAACUGCCAUCACUUAGCAGAGUUAUUGUCGAUGCUGUUGGGAGCCCUCGUUAAUUACUACCUGGAGAAGCUUAAUAUCAAUAUUUAUUUUAAUUAAUUUUGUAUUUAAUUGGCUUUCAUUUAUUAUUUCUGCCAUUAUGCGUAAGAAUAGAAGAAAAAAACAAGAGAGUUGGUAUUGGCAGAAAGAGCGGGCAAUUUACAGAGAGAGAGAGAGAGGCAAAUGCAAUGGAGAAUAUUCAUGGACAAAUCUGUAUUAUUAUAAACUGAAAUUGCAUUUA
Olea europaea var. sylvestris is the source of this 1607-nucleotide messenger RNA. RefSeq names its product cyclin-D3-3-like. The record is from RefSeq and is a predicted model, not a curated record. Gene Ontology annotation, cellular component: cytoplasm; nucleus; cyclin-dependent protein kinase holoenzyme complex. Gene Ontology annotation, molecular function: cyclin-dependent protein serine/threonine kinase regulator activity. The coding region runs from base 268 to 1383 and encodes 371 amino acids. Gene Ontology annotation, biological process: regulation of cyclin-dependent protein serine/threonine kinase activity; mitotic cell cycle phase transition. Lineage: Eukaryota; Viridiplantae; Streptophyta; Magnoliopsida; Lamiales; Oleaceae. The transcript has 4 exons.